This is a messenger RNA of Spea bombifrons (plains spadefoot toad), 1978 nucleotides long. RefSeq names its product solute carrier family 30 member 10 (gene SLC30A10). Gene Ontology annotation, biological process: detoxification of zinc ion; zinc ion transmembrane transport; intracellular zinc ion homeostasis. The record is from RefSeq and is a predicted model, not a curated record. The coding region runs from base 214 to 1560 and encodes 448 amino acids. Gene Ontology annotation, cellular component: membrane. The transcript has 4 exons. Gene Ontology annotation, molecular function: zinc ion transmembrane transporter activity. Lineage: Eukaryota; Metazoa; Chordata; Amphibia; Anura; Pelobatidae.
AGGGACCCCCUCGGUGCAAAGUGAUCCUCAUCCCUUCAUUAAGAAGCCCACCUGGCCCGACAUUCCGCAUGGACUGGGACGCCCGGCCGGCACCCCCGUGGUAUCUAUCCAGGGCACUAACAGCGACCUCAGGGGCGACUACCUGCUGCACAGAAGCCCAGACCCUCGCGCUAGCCCUCCCUAUCGCCCAGGGACCCCGCUCCUUCCGCAGCCAUGGGCCGCUACACGGGCAAGACCUGCCGGCUGAUCUUCAUGCUUGUGCUGACUGCGAUCUUCUUCGUGGCCGAGUUAGUGUCGGGGUAUCUGGGUAACUCCAUCGCGCUCGUCUCGGACUCCUUCAACAUGCUGUCCGACCUGAUCUCCCUGUGCGUGGGGAUCACGGCCGCUCGCAUUUCCCGGCGCCAAAGUCGGGGCCCCCGGGCCUCGUUCGGCUACACCCGGGCGGAGGUGGUGGGCGCGCUCUGCAACGCCGUCUUCCUCACCGCCUUGUGCUUCACCAUCCUGGUGGACUCCAUCCUCCGCUUGGCGCAGCCGCAAAGGAUCGACGACGUGCAGCUGGUGCUGAUUGUCGGCGCGCUGGGGCUGCUGGUGAACAUCAUCGGCUUGCUGGUUUUCCAGGACUACGGCGCCAUCCUGCGCUUCUUCCGGAAGUGGAAAGGCACGCGGGAGCCGGAGGACACCAGGAGCGCGUCGGACCCCCAACUCAGCGUCCGACCCUACCGGGCAGACCGCGAAGGGCACGAGACCGACGAAGCAGGUGACUCUUUAAAUGACGACGAGGACCCAGAGGAUGACGGAACGAAGAAAGACAAAGGGGCAGCUUUAAACAUCAGAGGGGUUUUGCUUCACGUGAUGGGGGAUGCGCUGGGAUCGGUGGUGGUUGUGGUAGCGGCUGUCAUCUUUUACGUGAAGCCUUUGGCUCCAGAAGCACCGUGUAACUGGCAGUGCUACAUCGACCCCAGCCUCACUGUAGUCAUGGUGGCCAUCAUACUGUUCUCCGCCUUUCCCCUUAUCAAGGAAACCGCUACCAUCCUACUUCAGAUGGUUCCCAAAGAUGUGAAGGUGGGAGAAAUCGGUCAACAACUGACCGAGGUUCCCGGGGUAAAAAGCGUUCACGAGAUUCACGUCUGGGAACUCGCCAGCGGGAAAAACAUCGGCACGCUUCACGUGAAGUUUCAGGAUGUCUCCGACUACGGCGCAGCCGACCGCCACAUCCGUAAGAUCUUCCACUCCCACGGCGUUCACGCGGUCACCCUGCAGGCCGAGUUCAUCAACGAGAGUGACUUCUCCUUGGCGUGCAGCGCGCCUUGCGUCUCGAAGAAAUGUGACCCGUACCUGUGCUGCAGCCAGGAGCUGGUUCCGUACUCCGAAACAAACGGUAAAGCUCUGAAAAAAGGCAAAUCCUCCCAGGUUUGGUACCGGAGCAACGAUCUGAACAUAAACAUUGACGUCCAGACACCCGUCGACUCCGUGCCUGAAGAUGACGAGGGGCUUAAAUUGAAGAACGUCGCAAAUGGUUUUAAUAUUGAGAAUGAGGCGCUCAAAAGCACUCGUUUUUAAACGGCGGAUGUGGUAGGACCUCCGUGGACCAAAGACGAUACCUUUGAGUCUUAUGCACUGUUUACAUGAACUGGAAUCCUUCUGGUUCUGAAAGCAGGUGGUAAUAUUUACUUGGUGACUUUAAAACCUGAACAGGUUAUACCAUACCUACCAUCAUGUUAUACCCGGCGAGCGCACUGCGCUUCUUAUACGCACCCUCUAACUGGGCUUUGAGGGGGGUUUACGUAAUUCUGUAGGGGUUACUCUGUGUUUUAAAACAUAAGAACCGUUCAGUCCGUCUAGUCUGCCCAUAGUCACCCCCCCCCCACUUGUUUAUGCCAUCAUUCUAAGCUUGAUGAUAAAGCAAUAUAUUGUUCACCAUCUGGCACAAAGUGGGUUAAAAAGAGGGUAGGGUAAUUAUGUAGAAAGACCACCCCAA